UUAACACCUUUAAGAAACACUUUGUGAGAGAUUAAAUCGUUUGUGAUAUGUAGGCCUAAAACUUCUAAGUCGAAUUAUUUUUGAGUGGUUAUAAAAUGCCUUUAAAUAUCAUCCCUAGGAAAACGUGGGGAGCGAUCCCCGCUAGAAAGUCUAUCCCGAUGGAGCACCCUAUCAUGUUAAUCGCCUUCUCUAUUAUUGAUCCUACGGAUAUUUUUGAUAUGGAAAUACUUAAAAGAGUUCAAAGACUUCACAUGGAUAGUCAUGAUCAUGACGAUAUUGAUUGUAGCUUCGUGAUUGGUCAGGAUGGCACAGUAUACGAAGGGAGGGGGUGGUUUUGUCAACCAGAGAAAAGAGAAGUGGAAGGAGGUAACUACCUAGACAUCGGGUUUAUUGGAGAUGUAAAAGGAAAAUCCAUUGAGGAACACCCUCCGUUAAUAGCAUUGACUAAACUGUUGGACUUUGCAAGUGAAAAAAGGUUCUUGGAUGAACAUUAUCUAUUAAUAAGUGAAAAUAAGGAUGGAGACUGCAACGAAGAUGAUGACAAUUCACCGGAUAUGUUCAUGAACGAAUUCGAAGAGAUUCCAAGUCCAGAGUAAACGCUAUAUCUUCUGAUCUGGUUGAGUACGAUGCAUCCUUGAUGAAUAAAUAUAUUUUGUAUGUAAAUAUAAAUUCUAAAUUUAAUUUUGCAUGCAUUAGUAUUUCACUUUACUAUUUGAUAAGC
Molecule: messenger RNA, 721 nt
Organism: Macrosteles quadrilineatus (aster leafhopper)
Lineage: Eukaryota; Metazoa; Arthropoda; Insecta; Hemiptera; Cicadellidae
Product: peptidoglycan-recognition protein 3-like
Exons: 3
Coding region: 96-596 (166 amino acids)
Biological process (GO): peptidoglycan catabolic process
Molecular function (GO): N-acetylmuramoyl-L-alanine amidase activity; zinc ion binding
Source: RefSeq, a predicted model, not a curated record